Messenger RNA from Vigna unguiculata (cowpea), 450 nucleotides. RefSeq lists its product as uncharacterized. The record is from RefSeq and is a predicted model, not a curated record. Lineage: Eukaryota; Viridiplantae; Streptophyta; Magnoliopsida; Fabales; Fabaceae.
AUGCCUACAACAGGUAUUGGGAGAGCACUCAAGUCGAGGAAGUUGACUCCUCGAUUCAUCGACCCAUACCAGAUCACGAGGAGGAUUGGACCUGCAGCGUACGAAAUUCCCUUGCCACCACAAUUGGCAAACCUACAUAAUGUCUUCCACGUGUCGCAGUUGAGGAAGUACAUAGUGGAUCCUACUCAUGUGCUAGAGGAGGAUGAUGUGCAGGUGCGGGAAGACAUGACGAUUGGAGUUGGACCAGUGAGAAUCUUGGAUUCUCAAGUCAAACAGCUAAGAGGGAAGGAGAUUAGAACGAUGAAAGUUCUCUGGGAUGAAACAACCCAGGAGAUGACGUGGGAGAUGGAGGAUCUCAUGAGGAAAUCUUAUCCUCACCUUUUCCCUGGUUUUGGUAUUAUUGAUGCAGAUUUUGCGAUGUGCCUGGAAACAAAGAUUUGUGUGGGCUAA